AUGAACUUCAUCGAUGCCACCAAGACGAUACGGCCCGUCAUGUCAUUCGCCCCAGAGGGCCACCAUGGCAACACAUCGAAUCUCCACCUGCUUCAUGGCACCCUGCCCCACGAGGUCGUAUGUACAGAGAAUCUCACACCGUUCCUGAAGCUGCUUCCGUGCAAGGGCAAGGCUGGUGUGUCGAGCUUGCUGGACGGCCACAAGCUUUUUGACGCAUCGUUUCAGACCAUGGCCAUCGAUGUGCGGCCUGUCUGUGACGCGACCGGUGACAAUUGCUCAGUAGAGAUGGAGCAGAGCGUGGAUAUGGUCUUGGAUAUCGCCAGGUCAAAGCGACCACAGGACAACCCCAUCCCUCGACCCCUGCCAAUCGACCAGAUCGAGUGCGACACGUCAAAAGGCUACAACGGACACGAUACCUGCUAUCCUCUGAACAAGGGCACAGAGCCGGCAUGGACACUGGAGGAGGUCUUUGGAAGGCCACUCCGGGGAGCCUGUCCGCUUGCAGAGGAAACCGGCGAUGCAGCAAACAGCUUCUGCAUCAACGCUCCACCCGAGCGUACAAUAGAGGUCAAAACAACCGGAAAAUUCGAAGAAGCGAAAUUAGCCUCUGACACACUCCGCUGCUAUAAACUGCCCGUGGGCGCAAGCUUCGAUCUCGUCCUUCCCGAACAACGAAUGACCACCGGCCUCGUUCUCCCCAACCCACCCCUCUUCGCAGCACGAACCAUCAACGGCCAUGGUCAAGAGCGCGGAAGCACCCAAUCCGUCAUCCGCAGCCCCUCCACAACCGACACGGUUGAAUUCGUCUACCUCGAGUCUCUCCCCUGGUUCAUGAAGCCCUACCUGCACACCCUCCGCGCCCGCCUCGACACCACGUCCGACAGCCCCAUCAAGGAAACAUACUACCGCCCCGCUAUCGACCGGAAGCGCGGCACACAUCUCGAACUCCGCAUGCUCAUACCGCCCAACUCUACACUCACACUUACGUACGACUUUGAAAAGGCUAUCUUGCGCUACACUGAGUACCCGCCCGAUGCGAAUCGCGGCUUCGAUGCCGCGCCGGCGAUUAUCCGUGUUUUGUCGCCGAACAAGGGAGAUGGCAAGGGUGUUUAUAUACGCACAACGUCGCUGCUACUGCCCCUCCCGACGCCGGACUUUAGUAUGCCGUACAACGUGAUUAUUCUGACGAGUACGGUCAUGGCGCUAGGGUUUGGGAACAUUUUCAAUUUGUUAGUCAGGAGGUUUGUGGGCGUGGAUGAGGUGCCGGCCGGGGCUGGUGGCAUCAAGGGGAUCCUGAUGGGCAAGGUCAACAGGUUGAAGGGGAUUUUCGGGCGGUGA
Messenger RNA from Parastagonospora nodorum SN15, 1338 nucleotides. RefSeq lists its product as hypothetical. The record is from RefSeq and is a predicted model, not a curated record. The transcript has a single exon. Gene Ontology annotation, cellular component: GPI-anchor transamidase complex. Lineage: Eukaryota; Fungi; Ascomycota; Dothideomycetes; Pleosporales; Phaeosphaeriaceae. Bases 1 to 1338 code for a protein of 445 amino acids. Gene Ontology annotation, biological process: attachment of GPI anchor to protein.